GGUUUGUCGUUCUAGUCGCUGCCGCUGGCAAGCAAUUUCGAUCCGGUUCGGUUUCUUGUGCUGCUUACUCGCGGUCUUGUUCAUGUUCUUUCGUUUGUUAAAGCGGUGUUGUAAUUAAAAUAUUAUUCCAUCCGUGAACAUCAUUAUAUUUUGAUGGCGUCGAUCGUUUUCUCGGAAAUUCCAUCGCGUCAGUCGGUUCCAGUGCGCGAUGGGUUGAAGCGAAAAUAUUCUAUGCUGAAAAGAAAAAUUGAGCUGGUGAUUGAUCAGUUAUGGGCAGCAAAAAAAUUGUUUCGAUGCGAUCGUGUUUGUCUUCACCAUGGUCGCUAGACGGAAAAUUGGCCGCUGUGAUUUAUAUCAUAAUUAUGAUUCGUUCACGAUCAAUAGGAAAUUAUUUAUUGGUAGUGGCAAAGUUUAAAGCAGAGUAAGUGAAAGUGAAAAUUAUCGAUGACUAAUAGUGAAAAGGAUGUCCGUUAAGGAGUGAAAAAGUGAGAGUCAUUUAUUAACUUUGAUCGAAUGUCCGGCACUGCUGGAUCUUACAGCUGGAUUACGUUUCUCUCAUUUAAAGAUCAUUGCAGAUUCCCGUUAGUCGUUCGGUAGACAACGGCAGCGGCUGAGAAGUGAUCGCAUAAACACGCCAAACAUUCAGCACUAAUUGGUCCCAACGGAGCAGCCAGGAGCAGCGCAUACACCCGACUAGAGUACGUGCUUGUGGCGGGCGUACCCAUGUAGGACCUUCUGCUGCAUUUUGGAAGCCGGUUCAUCGUGGGAAACAGCUGUAGCUAAAUGCCAAAAAUCUACAAGUGAAUUAAAACAGCGUCCCCGUCGGGGUGUAGUUUAACACGGUUUGACAGUACAUACAGUACUCUAACCUCCGCAGGCUCAACGAACUGCAUCGAGUGAACUCAACACGUUCCAGACCCCGAGCGAAACGUGUUGCAACCGAUUCCCCCCAACCUAUGUUCGGUGUAGGUGCCAAAUAGCGUGACACCUCGUAUUAGAGAGUAGGUAUCCCGGAAUAAACGAGCUGACUUCCCUGAACUGGUAACACCAAACCGACCAAAAUUGAGGCUGCCGACACACACACAGACAGAGGCACCCCACCUAUACGCAUUUUGUAAUUCCGGAAAUGAUCCUCAGUGGUGAUUUAGUAUUCCGCGUGCAUUUCGUCGUGGUUCUGCUUCAAAGCGUUUGUAUUACCACCGUUGCCUCGGCCGCCGCUACCGUAACAGUUUCGACAGCGACGAAAACUUCAUCAACAACUAAUACCACUACCACCGGCAAUGGAAUCAUAGGUGGCGCUGGUCCACCAUCCUACAACAGCAGCUGUGGCGAUAGUAUACCGGCCGUUCCCGACUCACCACGGGUGCCCGAUAGCAGAGCCUACUACGAUAAGUUACGGCCGGUGAUAGCGAUGCAAAAGUAUCACCUUUUUGGAGAACUCGGACAGACCUGCUCAGCAACGGAGGAUUGUCGCCAGUAUGCGUACGAGUGUGGUGACAGAAAGCAAAUCUGUGAAUGUGCCAAAGGAUAUCGGCCGGAUGAGGACAGAAGGACCUGCGUUGGAGCCAUCGGCAAACGCUGUCAGUACGACGCCCACUGCAUCACCAAUGCUUACUGCAAAGGACAAAUGAUCUGUACGUGCAAACGGGAAUACGAAUAUCACUCCGAGGAUAAGUGGUCAUGUCAAGCGUCAGCGGCAGACUCGAUGUUGCUGUUGCUACGAUUCCGCCGGCCAGUGCCACCGUUCCCGCCGCAUUUAGUUUCCCGAAAAUCGACUCCGACCAGUUGGCUGUCGACGAUGAUGACGACGACGACGAGGACGUUGCUGCCCCGGACCUGGUCCCUGCUGGUAGCUCUACUGGGCUCGGGAGGUGGAGCAAUCAUUAUUCCACUUGUUCUCGUUAGCAGCUGGCAGUUGAAGAUAAAUUUAUUUACAGUUUGAUUGGAUUAAAAAUAAGCAACGGCAGUCAGAAGCAGCAGCACCACCAGCAGAAGCAAUAGGAAUUGGUGCUCGAAUCGCUUCCGGAAAUUUGCCGUUUCGGAACCCGCUUCCCCUACCCGUAUUUGCUAGUUGCCGAUUCGACACCGUCGCUUAGACUCGAAAAAAAACGAAAAGCAAUUCUUCUUUGUACUGGUGGUGGUGCUGCUGCUGCUGCCAUUGCAGCAAUCAUACAUUACGUUUCGGUGAAAGCCGUUUUUUCCUACUCGUAGAUGCCGAAAAUGUUGGGCACUGGUGGAUUAUGAAGUAGUUUCAAAUUAGUGAUGUUAAUUAAAACUCUUGUGUCUCCUG
Topomyia yanbarensis is the source of this 2290-nucleotide messenger RNA. RefSeq lists its product as uncharacterized. The record is from RefSeq and is a predicted model, not a curated record. Lineage: Eukaryota; Metazoa; Arthropoda; Insecta; Diptera; Culicidae. Bases 1127 to 1942 code for a protein of 271 amino acids. The transcript has 7 exons.